Molecule: messenger RNA, 1238 nt
Organism: Beta vulgaris subsp. vulgaris (sugar beet)
Lineage: Eukaryota; Viridiplantae; Streptophyta; Magnoliopsida; Caryophyllales; Amaranthaceae
Exons: 5
Coding region: 154-963 (269 amino acids)
Biological process (GO): endoplasmic reticulum to Golgi vesicle-mediated transport
Cellular component (GO): COPII-coated ER to Golgi transport vesicle; endoplasmic reticulum-Golgi intermediate compartment; Golgi membrane
Source: RefSeq, a predicted model, not a curated record
CAGAAACAAAACAGGGAAAAGAGGAAAAGAGGAGAGAUAGAGAAGACAGAGCAACGUUCGAGUGCUAAUAUUAUCAUUUAUCAAUGAUAAACAUUUGCAUUGCUUCAGUAGCAGUUUAACAUUUCAUUACAUCGCCAACAAAUUAGGACAGAGAUGUAUAACAAUAUAGGAUCUCAGCCUGCUAUGCUGCGACCGCCUGCUAAUUCCCAGUCUAAUCCAUUUGGAGACGCAUUCUCUGCAGCAGGUUCUGGGUUUAUCCGAGGUGGUUUGGGUGCCUAUGGGGAGAGAAUUCUAGGGUCCAGUUCUGAGUAUGUACAAAGCAAUAUCAGUAGGUACCUAUCUGACCCUCACUAUUACUUUCAAGUAAAUGAGCACUAUGUCAAGAACAAAUUGAAAGUUGUGCUAUUUCCCUUCUUGCAUAGAGGUCAUUGGACAAGAAUAAGUGAGCCUGUGGGUGGAAGACUUUCCUAUAGACCUCCAAUGUAUGACAUUAAUGCACCAGAUUUGUAUAUCCCGUUUAUGGCAUUUGGUACCUAUGUCAUUUUGGCCGCUCUUUUGCUGGGUCUUCGUGGAAAGUUUAGUCCGGAAUCGCUGAACUUGCUGUUUGUCAAAGGAUUGUUGGGAUGGUUUUUGCAAGUCUCUUUGUUGAAAGUAUCAUUGCUAUCCUUGGGUAGUGGGGAAGCACCCCUGCUGGACAUUGUGGCUUAUGGUGGCUAUGCAUUUACUGGAUUGUCAUUAGCUGUCCUUGGUAGGAUUUUCUGGAGCUACUCAUACUACUUUUUGAUGCCUUGGACCUGUCUUUCUACGGGGAUCUUCAUGGUAAAGACUAUGAAGAGAGUCCUUUUUGCUGAAGUGAGAAGUUAUGAUUCAAGUAGGCAUCACUACCUCUUGCUCUUCAUUGCUUUGGCCCAGUUCCCACUUUUUAUUUGGCUUGGUAAUGUCAGUGUUCACUGGCUUCUCUGAGAUGGUUACUAACUUACAGUUCAAGAAGAAAUUUUGCAGUUAGGUUUCAUUACUCCAUACGCCUCUUAUUCUCUCACUUCUCCAUCAACUUAACUCGAUUACCCUGAUUCAGUUAUGUCUUGUCAUUCUAUACUUAGGUUUCUAUUACUUGCUAAAUUGGGACACGAGUUAUUAUGAUAUAUUUGAUGGUAUAGUACAAGUAAAAUACUCUCUCUUGUCAUGGUCUCGUGAAGGAAUCAGUUUUAUUAACUAAAUAUAAUUUGUUAUCAACACAA